This is a messenger RNA of Styela clava, 2043 nucleotides long. RefSeq lists its product as uncharacterized. Lineage: Eukaryota; Metazoa; Chordata; Ascidiacea; Stolidobranchia; Styelidae. The record is from RefSeq and is a predicted model, not a curated record. Gene Ontology annotation, molecular function: protein binding.
UUAUUGAAAGUGCGAAUUAGCCACGGAUCGUUUCUGAUGUUGUAUAGGACAUUAGUUUUAUAUACUUUGUGGUUGUUGUAGGUUAAUGAAGCAGUCUCGUACCAUGAUUUUUUGGUUAUUUAUCUAAACGAGAGUAUUCCACGAUGCUACCCUUGGAGCGAUUGCUGGACAGUGCGAGAAAACGAAUAAUUUUUUGAUGAUCUAAUUUUUCUAAUUUAAGUUGCAAGGUUCUUAGUUCCUCCGUAUUGUAACCAGUCAUGAAAUCAUAUCAAGUGAUGACAGAUAUCUUUAAAUUGAGAGUAAUUCAGUAAUCAAAAAUGUUUUUAUAGUUUACUGCAGGAUUUUAGUGACUGAUGGUAUAAAGGCCGAGCACGAUUGAUAUCAGCCCUCCUUCGAUGGCCCGCGGUUAGAAAAUGAAAUUCAUGAUGACCAAAUUUAAUUAUACUAAAAAUAUGUGAAUGUAAUAUCGUCCAAGAUUCGGAUGCUUCUCUUCGAUUAAAAAUCAUACUCGCUACGAUAUAUUGGUUUAAAUCAAGUUAUUGACAAAAUCUGAUGUUAUGGGAAUCCUGUGAGAAAUUGCUAAUCAUGAUGUCAAAACCCAUUACCAUGCGAUUAGGAUGACAUUCCCACGUAAACGACGAAAAUAACAAUUGCCGGCCGAAUACACAAGGGAGUGCAUAGCGACGUAGUUAUAUCUGAGAACUGUUUCGGACGAGUGAAAACAUCGGUCAAGUUUGAGCCAGAUAUAAAUAGAAGCAUAAUUAAGGUAUUAUCUAUGUACCAUGACUGUUUUCAUGGUAAUAAAAAACAGUUGCUCGGAUAAAACGGAGUGAACUACAUCGUACAGGAGUCCUUAGCAGUUGAAGCUGGUUGGAACGAAAGGGUAUAAUUGUGAACUGAAAUCAGAAAAACAUAACAAUUCAAUUUUAAUUUUCGUUAUGAAUUACUACGACCGUUCUGUAGCAAGUGGGGAUUCUAUGCGUAUGAACCGAGGUAGAAGAAUUGCAACAUUGCCUGGAUAUUCUGGUGAUUUGGUAUUGAUUGAUCCAUCGACUCCUAUCAGACUAUACACGAAAAGGCGCUGGAGGCCAUGGCGGCGCUACUCCAGGCAUCCGCCUACAGCGGAGACGCCUACAAUAUCAGGGAAAUACUAGAGAGGGGGAAAGUCAGACCGGAUGCCGCCGAUUCGGAACUGACGACCCCUCUUAUGUUGGCGAGUGCGGCGGGACAUUUAGACUGUGUGAAAUUAUUAGUAGAAUUUGGAGCAUAUAUCAACGCAAGAAGAUCAACGGGAACAAGUUCAUUAUUUCUUGCAGCACAAGGUGGUCAUUCAGAAGUUGUUCGUUUUCUUUUCGACGUUGGGGCUUUGAUCGAUUCGCAAAGCAAUAAUGGAGCAACAUCUUUAUUCAUCGCUUCUCAGAUGGGUCACAUGGAAGUAGUUCGAUAUUUGUGCUCCAAAGGAGCCAACAUCAAUCUUUGUUUACACGAUAAAACGACACCCAUAUUUGUAGCAUCUCAAAAUGGCCAUGAUGCAAUUGUGCGACAACUUGUUUCAAGUGGAGCCGAUGUUAACUGCAGGAGGGAGGACGGUACUUCACCAUUAUGGAUUGCGUGCCAAAUGGGUCACGUGGUGGUUGUUCAAACAUUGCUGGAUCUCGGAGCUGAAUCUGACAAACCAAGAAAUGAUGAUGGAGUAACUCCGUUAUUUAAAGCGGCAAGCAAAGGAUAUAGAACUAUAACAAAUUGUCUAUUGAAAAGAAAAGCGAAUUUAGGAUUGCAAAAGAGCGGUUAUUCUCCCUUACACGCUGCUGCGUAUUUUGGGCAUCUCAGUGUUGUUCAACUAAUGUUGGAGAACGGUGCGAAUGCGGACCUUAAAGACAAAGACGGACUGACUGCUGCGCAACUUUCUGCUAAACGAGGAUUCGACUCAAUAUCGCGAAUAAUAUCUUUACAACAAAACACAGUCUACUAGCCUUCAUUCAUUUUAUAUUUUGUUUCUGCGAUUAUUUUGUUCCAAAUAAAAUGAACUAUGUGAAAAUAGAA